Chlorocebus sabaeus (green monkey) is the source of this 2862-nucleotide messenger RNA. It is a transcript of the gene ELMOD3, whose product is annotated as ELMO domain containing 3. Lineage: Eukaryota; Metazoa; Chordata; Mammalia; Primates; Cercopithecidae. The record is from RefSeq and is a predicted model, not a curated record.
CGCCCCUGCUGCGCGCGUCUUUCCGUCUCCGGCUUCCGCCAAGACAAAGGGCGAGAUUUGCUGGGGCCGCUGCUGCUGAUGUCUGCGCUCGCCUUCCGCUGCGGUGGUUACGGUCGCUGAGUGGAAGAUUUAUUUUCUCCGCAUAUUGGGAUAAUCAGUUUGGACCAUGAGACAGCCGGGUGAAAAUAUCUAGUUGGAAAUGUGAUCAUGGAGUUCAAAGCGCAUGGUUUCCAUUGCCUACUGGGAAGUGUAGUUCUCGGGGCCAGGGGAGACGGCACGGAAGAGGCCUGUGCGCAAGAGCAGAUGAGGCCUAGCAGAGGCGGCGGGAUCUCCAAGUUUGGAAAGCUGUGUUAAGGACAGUGACUGUCCCUACUGAAGGCCCCAGGAGUAGUCCAGCCAGAUGUGGAAAACUGGUCACGAUUCUACGCUACUUGGUUCAUUUUCUACACAGCAACAGAAGAGCCUUCCUGAGACUGCUAUUACCAUACCCGCCUGUCAUCUUGCCAAGGCUGGCCAAUGUGUGUUUUGGCAUAGGCUGUCAUGGAGGCCAUGGUGGAGGAAAAGGAAAGGGGGGGCAGAUGUUGAGGCCCCAAAGGCCACAGUGAGAACAGUUCAGUUCCUGAGGUGCCAAGACUAAGGGGGCACUGUCCUGCCCCCAGGAUUACAAUGAGCCACAUGUCCAGCCCAAGAGCCAGGAGAGCCGAGGCUUCAAAGACCUCAGGGGACUUCUCUCAGUACUCACAGAAACCUCCUACACCCUCAGAUGGCACAAAGGGACCAUUUUCUUACUCUUAGUCUGAGUGACUGCCAAGAAGGAAGGCAAAGGUAGAGGAACUGGAUCUCUGGCUCUCCACAUAGCUUCUGAUCUCAGACCUUAUUAAAACCCUUUCUGGGCCCAAAGACAAAGCUCACAUGAACAAAUGAUUUUGAGUCAUGAAUGAAAAAUCUUGCUUGAGUCAUGAAUGAAUUCAGAGAUAGACAGGGCGAAAGAAUGUCUGCUGGAUAUUCUCCAUCAUAUGACAACAACAAGAGUGUUCUGGCUUUCAGAGGAAUCCCUAUCUCAGAGUUGAAGAACCAUGGCAUUCUCCAGGCUCUGACCACAGAAGCUAAUGAAUGGGAGCCACAUGUUGUGAGUACAGAGGUGGUCAGAGCCCAAGAAGAAUGGGAAGCUGUGGACACCAUCCAGCCAGAGACAGGGAGCCAGGCUAACUCAGAGCAGCCUGGGCAGCUGAUCUCCUUCAGUGAGGCCCUGCAGUACUUCCAGACUGUGGACCUUUCCUCCUUCAAGAAAAGAAUCCAGCCAACUAUUCGAAGGACUGGGCUCGCUGCCCUUCGACACUACCUCUUCGGGCCUCCAAAGCUCCACCAGGGCCUUCGGGAAGAAAGGGACUUGGUCCUGACCAUUGCUCAAUGUGGCCUGGAUAGCCAAGACCCAGUGCAUGGCCGAGUCCUCCAGACCAUCUAUAAGAAGCUGACCGGCUCCAAGUUUGACUGUGCCCUUCAUGGAGACCACUGGGAGGACCUGGGCUUUCAGGGAGCGAAUCCAGCCACGGACCUGAGAGGCGCAGGCUUCCUUGCCCUCCUGCAUCUGCUGUACCUGGUGAUGGACUCAAAGACCUUGCUGAUGGCACAGGAGAUUUUCCACCUGUCUCGUCACCACAUCCAGCAAUUCCCUUUCUGUUUGAUGUCCGUGAACAUCACCCACAUCGCCAUCCAGGCCUUGAGAGAGGAGUGUCUUUCCAGAGAGUGUAAUCGGCAGCAGAAGGUCAUCCCCGUGGUGAACAGCUUCUAUGCCGCCACAUUCCUCCACCUUGCACAUGUCUGGAGGACACAGCGGAAGACCAUCUCAGACUCCAGCUUUGUCCUCAAAGACUUGGAAGUAUUGGCCAAGAAGAGCCCACGGCGGCUGCUGAAGACCCUGGAGCUGUACUUGGCCAGAGUGUCAAAGGGACAGGCCUCCUUGUUGGGGGCACAGAAGUGCUGUGGGCCAGAAGCCCCUCCCUUCAAAGAUCUCACCUUCACAGGCAAGAGUGACCUGCAGCCUCACUCUUCCUAAGGCAUGUGGCUGAUCUGAACUCCGAGAUGGAUGGAGGUGUAAAGACUGAGCUGCAGGGGCUUUCACAGGGUCAGUGGAAACCAUGUCAGGAGGCUGGCCAGGCCGCACCCCUUGCUGUCUCAGCAGACGGGACAUAGGAAGCUCCUGGGCUUAGCUGUGGAAAACCAAGUACCCUCACUGGGAUGGGACAUGAGGGCAGCUAGACUUCACCCCCUCCCUGCAGACCUGCCUCCAAAGCAAGGAGAAUUCUGCCUUAAUCUGUGGGCUCCAGUCUCCAAGGUUGAGUUCCAGUGUAUCCCACUGGGAGUGAAUGGAUCAUGAGGUGGGAUGGCCCCAUCUGGAUGUUCUGCAGAUCCACACAUGGAAGGAGAUUCCCAAGUAGAGGCAGCCAGAAUUCUAACUCCCUGGCGGCGGCGGGGCUUCCAGGCACUGGUGUCUGUGUUGUUAGAACUCAGAGGAAGAGGGCAGGGGCAGCACCCGAUGGGGCAGCAUGAUCCAAGCAAGGGGCCUGGUCCUCAGUGGGGCUGGGGUACGGAGGUACCUCACCAGGUGGGUGUCAGGCCCCCUCUAGAGUUUCUGGCCAUUCACUUACCACUCUGUUCUCCCCCUGACCCCCGCUCCAUUGUUUAUGAUGGGAAAAUGGACAUUUGGCUAGGUGUCUCUCAUGGCUGCUCCAUCCUAGCCCCCACAAGCUAGGGCUUUCUUGUGUAGAGGCUGUGCCCGCCCCAUGAUGGGUUUCUGGCCUAAUUGAGGGAAGGAGGAAAUUCAUACCAGCAGUUUUCAAAUAAAGGAAUUGUUCCAAUUAA